Messenger RNA from Paraphaeosphaeria sporulosa, 1940 nucleotides. Its product is annotated as galactose-1-phosphate uridylyltransferase. The record is from RefSeq and is a predicted model, not a curated record. Gene Ontology annotation, cellular component: cytoplasm. The transcript is spliced from 4 exons. Gene Ontology annotation, molecular function: zinc ion binding; UDP-glucose:hexose-1-phosphate uridylyltransferase activity. The coding region runs from base 382 to 1596 and encodes 404 amino acids. Gene Ontology annotation, biological process: beta-D-galactose catabolic process via UDP-galactose, Leloir pathway. NCBI's taxonomy places the organism in Eukaryota, Fungi, Ascomycota, Dothideomycetes, Pleosporales, Didymosphaeriaceae.
UCAGGUCCCGCUCCAGCGCAUCGUUGUCGUAGUCGUUGGCCAUGGAGGCGCUGGGCAUCAUUGCGGCCAUUUCCGCAACCCACUUGCAGUCGAUGCGCGGGUAUAGCUAGCUCAAACGGGCAACUAGGGUGUUGAAUUGAUGGCGCGUGGUGAGGCUCUUUCCCUACGUUGCAACUUGGCAAGAGCUACCACCCCGGCUUCCGGGCACGCUGCUCCUUCCGGAAUCGUUCCCGCACUACGCCUGCGUCACAUUCACUAUAUUAUCGUCGCAACAGGGACCAUGUGCUUGCGAAAUCCUCGGUAGUUCCGCCAGCGGCACUUUUAAAUAUCCCGUGCUCCCACGCUCUGGUCUGGCCGCGUAUUGGCGAUUGUGUGUUCACCAUGGGCGAGCCGAUACUGAACGACAUCUCGCACCGCCGCUUCAACCUGCUGCGAGGCAGCUGGGUCCUGGUCUCGCCGCACCGGAACAAGCGUCCGUGGCAAGGUCUGCAGGAGAAGCCGUCCAGGACGUCGCUCCCAGACUACGACCCCGAGUGCUACCUGUGUCCGAGUAACACGCGUGCAAAUGGCUCCAAAAAUCCAAAAUUCACGGAAACUUUUGUCUUCGUAAACGACUACAGCGCCGUCAAGGAAGAGCAGGAAGAGUACCACCCCGAGCAGAACGAGGGUUCCCUGGCGAGUCGACUGCUCAAAGCCGAAGCAGUGACGGGAAAAUGCUAUGUCAUCUGUUUCUCUCCUUCGCACCACUUGACUCUCGCGGAUAUGGCCCCUGCCGAGAUUAUCCCCAUUAUCGAGACCUGGACAAACUUGUACACGGCCCAUCUGGACCCGAAGUCACCACUAGCCGAGGCCGCUAAGGCGUUGUCACUACCCGCCUUUUCCCAAGGUGAUAUCGCUAUUCCGAACGCCCAGUAUCGGUACAUGCAGAUAUUUGAAAAUAAGGGCACAACCAUGGGAUGCUCGAACCCCCACCCUCACGGUCAAGUGUGGACGACGACAUCAUUGCCCGAGGAGCCAAACACGGAACUCCAGCAACUUAAGAAAUACAGGCAAGAGCAAAGUGGCUGUCAUCUGCUGGUAGACUAUGCAAAAUUGGAAUCUGAUCAAAAGGAACGGACCGUGUUCGAAAACGAGUCCUUCUGGGCCGGAGUGCCUUACUGGGCCGUAUGGCCGUUUGAGGUUAUGAUUAUAAGCAAGCAGCAUAAGCGUGCAUUGGUCGAUUUCAGCAACGCGGAGAGGCAGCAGCUGGCCGAGUGCAUGGCAGAAAUCACUCGGCGAUACGACAACCUGUUCGAAACCCAGUUCCCGUACAGCAUGGGCUUGCAUCAAGCACCGCUGCAGGGGACUGAAGAAGAGAUUGAAUCGAGCCACUUCCAUAUCCACUUCUACCCGCCGCUCCUUCGUAGCGCAACAGUUCGGAAGUUCCAGGUCGGUUACGAAAUGUUGGGCGAACCUCAGCGGGACAUCACUCCUGAGCAGGCCGCGGAGCGAUUACGUGCGUGCGAUGGGGAACUUUACCGCAAGAAGCUCGAGCACCUUACCAACGGCCAUGCUGGCAAUGCGACCCAUGUAUGCCAGGAGCAGCAGAAGCAGUAAGCUCGCUGCCGAGCCUUGUGUUCACGCGCAAUUCUAUUUGAAGGUUGGAAUUCGAUGUACAUAUAUCGAUCCUUGAUGUUGGAGAUACCACGUUGGAUGCAUUUUGAAUAUAUACGAGAUCUUGAGAUAUUUCGAAGUUUUCGAACUUGUGAAAGUGGCCGUGGGGAGUAUUGACAUCUGAUAUUGAAUCAUACCGUUCAAUCUUCCCGUAAAAUCAUGUACGCCGGUUCGAUGGCACACACGAUUGGAUCUACAUUCCAAAGACAGGGGGUUCCUUCAGUAACAGAUUUCUGCCAGAAUCAUCAUGCUAAACCACGAUCGAACAAUGAGCCCAUGCCAGCCAG